Molecule: messenger RNA, 970 nt
Organism: Liolophura sinensis
Lineage: Eukaryota; Metazoa; Mollusca; Polyplacophora; Chitonida; Chitonidae
Exons: 8
Coding region: 1-825 (274 amino acids)
Source: RefSeq, a predicted model, not a curated record
AUGACUUUUGUGGGUGAGUUGGCAGAGGCGCAGACCAGUUUUGGCUGUGACAUUCCCCGCGCGGAGGAAUGUAUUGCGCGCCUGCAGGCGCAGUACGAUUCUGUGAUCAGUCAGCAGCCCCGACAAGACGUCGAUCAACUUGAGAUUCUCUGUCUAGGAACAAUCAAAGGUAACCGACUGACGGAAUGCGUCUUGGAAGCCACGCAGACGUGUGAUUGGACACAGCCCUGGGUUGCCGGGCAACAGUGGGAGGAACUUCACAGAGACAUCCAAGCGUUGUGCGAGACAGUAUGCCCAGGAUACCCGGAGAGGAUCCGGAACGCCUCAUUAUGUGCCCACGGGAUACAGUUUGAGGAUGCCGAUAGGGGACAUUUCAACUCCUUCUGCAGAUCGUUAUCCAGUUCUAUGCACUGCGCUCGACGGAUGGAGAUGGGUUGUUCCUUCUCCAUGACAAGGUUUCUCACCGAACUGCUGCCCCCAAACAUCGAUGGUAUGAGACAGGUCUGCGAAAAAGGCUGUAAUGACAUUGACCGCGUGAUGAACAAGGCCAGGAACUGUACGGCCACGUAUGACAUAGAGAGGGCCCCACGGUGGGGGAAUCAAUUACUAAGAUGUCGGUAUUACUUUGGUUUAAUGGACUGUUUACGUAGAGCAGAAGGAAUGGAAAGGUGUAUAAACCUGGAGGAGUUAUUCACCAGAGUAAAUUACAACUUUUCUUCAUAUGUUUACGAACAGAGACAAAUAUGUGGAGCUACAACAACAGGUUUGAGCAGAAUCCUUAUGUCAUUCCUGGUGGUUAUAUGUGGCGCCAUCUACACGAGAUAAAGUAGGAUCAGAAGGGGACGUAACUGCGUAUAUUCUCUUAUCUAAUCGUGUGGGUGCGAGCAAUACAUUCCGGCCAAUUCGGCCGUUGGCCAAUCGUAGGAAUUCCACCAAUUCUAUGCAGUUUGAAUAACAGUGUUAAAAAUAA